Molecule: messenger RNA, 303 nt
Organism: Geodia barretti
Lineage: Eukaryota; Metazoa; Porifera; Demospongiae; Tetractinellida; Geodiidae
Source: the annotation of a GenBank genome assembly
AUGUUUGGUGCUGAAGGUUCUCUCGUUGUCAAGACUGAGAUCCUCGGAGCGCCUCGUGUGGUCGAUCUGAGUGAUUCAGGAGAGGUGGAAGGAGAUGAAGAGGAAGGAAUGAAGAAAUGUGUCGACAUCAAGUCGGUGCCUACUGAGAGACACGUGACCCUCACCACCACCUACACCAGCAGCAAAGGACACCCUCGAAUGAGUGGACCCUUCUCUAGAACAACGCCUCAAAUGAUUGGGAACCCCUCUCUAGUGGAACCCCUCUCUAAGGACAACCCUCGAAUGAGUGGAACCCCUCUCUAA